Prinia subflava (tawny-flanked prinia) is the source of this 1586-nucleotide messenger RNA. RefSeq names its product LIM homeobox 4 (gene LHX4). The coding region runs from base 227 to 1558 and encodes 443 amino acids. NCBI's taxonomy places the organism in Eukaryota, Metazoa, Chordata, Aves, Passeriformes, Cisticolidae. Gene Ontology annotation, cellular component: nucleus. The transcript is spliced from 4 exons. The record is from RefSeq and is a predicted model, not a curated record. Gene Ontology annotation, biological process: regulation of transcription by RNA polymerase II; neuron differentiation. Gene Ontology annotation, molecular function: RNA polymerase II transcription regulatory region sequence-specific DNA binding; zinc ion binding; DNA-binding transcription factor activity, RNA polymerase II-specific.
CCCAAAUCCAUCUGCUUCCAUACGUGUGAGUCAGAGGGGGGCAACAAGCGCUGUCCCUGCUCUGUGCUCGUUCCAUUCCAGAGGGAGAGAGAGGGAGGCAGGGAAAACGCUUGGCAGAGAGCCGGACACGGCCUGGAAAACGGGAUGCGGGAAGGAAAAGCAUCCCGGGUGUGUGUGGCUGUGUCCAGCCGUAGGCAAAGGUUUUGGCAGAGGUUUGCAAAGGGAGAUGUGCCGGGACACGGCGGAGUUGAGGGGCGGCAGCUCCUCGCCCCCAAACCCGCAGGAGGUGCCCGGGCAGGGCUUUGGGAGCCCCCAGGGGUGUCGGUGGCUGACGCUGCUCUUCUCUCCAUCCCUCUCCCCCCGGCCAGAGAUCCCCCAGUGCGCCGGCUGCAACCAGCACAUCCUGGACAAGUUCAUCCUCAAGGUCCUGGACCGCCACUGGCACAGCUCCUGCCUCAAGUGCGCCGACUGCCAGAUGCAGCUGGCCGAGCGCUGCUUCUCCCGGGCCGGCAGCGUCUACUGCAAGGAGGAUUUCUUCAAGCGUUUCGGGACCAAAUGCACGGCGUGCCAGCAGGGCAUCCCCCCGACCCAGGUGGUCCGCAAGGCGCAGGACUUCGUGUACCACCUGCACUGCUUCGCCUGCAUCAUCUGCAGCCGCCAGCUGGCCACGGGCGACGAGUUCUACCUGAUGGAGGACGGGCGGCUGGUGUGCAAGGAGGACUACGAGACCGCCAAGCAGAACGAUGACUCCGAGGCGGGCGCCAAGCGGCCCCGGACCACCAUCACGGCCAAGCAGCUGGAAACGCUGAAGAACGCCUACAAGAACUCCCCCAAGCCCGCCCGGCACGUACGGGAGCAGCUCUCCUCCGAGACGGGGCUGGACAUGAGGGUCGUGCAGGUGUGGUUCCAGAACCGGCGGGCCAAGGAGAAGCGGCUGAAGAAGGACGCGGGGCGGCAUCGCUGGGGGCAGUUCUACAAGAGCGUGAAGCGGAGCCGCGGGGGAGGGAAGCUGGAGAAGGAGAGCUCGGCCGAGGACUGCGGCGUCAGCGACAGCGAGCUCAGCUUCCGCGGUGAGCGCGGCGCCCGAGCGGGGCCGGGGGGCGGCGGGGCUCCCUCCCGCGCUGACCCCCCGCCCCCGCUCUCCCUCCUGUCCCCGGCAGAAGAGCAGAUCCUCUCCGAGCUCGGCCACAACAACAGGGUUUACGGCUCCGCGGGGGACGUGGCAGGCGGACAGUUGCUGAACGGCGGCUUCUCCAUGGAGGGCACGGGACAGACGUACCAGGACUUGCGGGACGGCAGCCCCUACGGCCUCCCGCAGUCGCCCUCCUCCAUCUCGUCGCUGCCGGCGCACCCGCCCUUGCUCAACGGGCUGGACUACGCCAUGGACGGCAGCCUGGGGCUGGUGGCCCACGGGGCGCAGGGGGUGAGUCAGACGCUGCGGGCCAUGGCCGGGGGGGGCCCCACCUCCGACAUCUCCACGGGGAGCAGCGUGGGGUACCCAGACUUUCCCACCAGCCCGGCCUCCUGGCUGGACGACAUGGAUCACCCCCCUUUCUAAGCGCUGCUCGCCCCCCGCCCCGGCCCCC